CAGCCUUACGUUUCCAUGCUACACUAUUAAUCGCUUUAUAAAGAAGUUUCAUUCAUACCCAUUAUAUUUAAAAGCAAUGAACAGGCAAGAAUCUCUACUCUCCGCAUCCCGCCGGCAGACACCGCCGCCGCCGGAGAAACGGCGCCGUCGAGAAAAACCCAUCGGUUGCAUGUCUGGAAUCUUUCAGCUCCUCUCCAAAUACCAAAACAAAACGAAACGCCUUACAUUUGGCAGAAAGAGAGAGAAAUACUGUGAAGAAACAUCUCCGGCCGCUCCAGAAAAGGUGAUAGUCAUGAAUGAUGAUCAUAAUAAGGAAGUAAGAAUACAAAGAAGCCCGGGCCUUUCGCCGGAGAUCCGCCGGGAAAACGCUAAAGGCAGACCGGCAUUGGUGCAGCGGCUGAUGGGGUUAGAGGAGAACCAGUCGCCGGCGCCGGAAUGUGAACUAUCGUUGACGGAGGUGAAGAGAAAGAUGUUGCUGCAAGCCUUAGAGAAGUGCAACCAAGACUUGGAAGCGCUUAAGAAAAUUAUACAGUCCGUGGAGUCGUCGACGUCACCGGCGUCUCCGCGGCUGCCGCCGGCGUGCUCCAAGAGAUGUACGGAGCAUCAGGUUUUGAGUCCGAUCAGUGUGUUGGACGAGCAGAUGAUAAGUCGUUCGCCAAAUUUGACCAGAAGUCAAGAUACUGAAGCAUUGUGCACAGCACAAGCAACGCACAAUGUAGCCAUAGAUGGAAGUAUCAACUCUAUCCUCAAGAAAUUGAAAACAAGUCACUUCCGAACAAAGCGGGAAGAAGUGAUUGUCUCAUCUCCGGUGAAGUGGCGCAGCAAAGCAGUGGUCAAGAGUGUGGAGGAAGUUUGCAGAGACAUAGCUUGUGGUGAGCAUGGAGAGGCUAGAAAAAUUGGAGUGCUUUUACAAGAUUAUAUAUGCAAAGAGUUGAUUCAAGAACUAGUUAAAGAGUUGGGCUACUCAAAGUACUCUCCUUGGAAGCAUUCUCUUCCCUUUGAGGCAUGUAGGAGAAGGCUUUGUCUCUAAACCCAAACCCAGAUAAACCAACAAGUGUGUCAGUGUGUGUGUGGGCUUUGUUUUCUCAUUUUUACACUUCUAUUUGUAGACAAUAGUAUCUGUAAACAUACCAUAACAUUAUAUAGUUUAUUGAUUGAUAUAGUUUAUCA
Cuscuta europaea is the source of this 1170-nucleotide messenger RNA. NCBI's taxonomy places the organism in Eukaryota, Viridiplantae, Streptophyta, Magnoliopsida, Solanales, Convolvulaceae. The record is from the annotation of a GenBank genome assembly.